Molecule: messenger RNA, 1561 nt
Organism: Daldinia vernicosa
Lineage: Eukaryota; Fungi; Ascomycota; Sordariomycetes; Xylariales; Hypoxylaceae
Exons: 1
Coding region: 114-1262 (382 amino acids)
Cellular component (GO): nucleus
Source: RefSeq, a predicted model, not a curated record
GUCAUCCCGCCUCACCAAACGGCAUUUUAGCUAUUACAACAUUCUUUUCAUAUCCCGAACACCACAACCCGACCUGCGGAACUAAUUACUUUCGCACGCAAUCCCCGUUCGAAAUGCCACAAGAUCCGAAUCUUUACGGCCAACGGCCCGCCAAGCGGCAAAAGAAAGGGAUCCCGCUUUCCAGCUCUCUGGACUUUGCUUCUCAACUGACCUCCCUCCUCUCAACGCCCGCCUCCGACCCAUCAUCAUCAGCCUCAUCCUCUGCAGUAGCCUUCGGCCGCGCCCGCCCUUCCAAAAACAAAGACGACAUAUUCUCCGUCAAGGCAAAGCGGAAAGCGGGCGCUUCCACUUCCACGGCAGAAAACGACGACGGUAAAGAUGGCGCGAAGAUCCAGCUCAAAGAGGUCCGCGGCACCGAGGACGAGAAGCAUGAACUCGCGCGCGCGCGCCGCAAGAUGGAAGAGAAAGCGCGGCUGUACGCCGCCAUGAAGCGCGGGGAUUACAUCGCGAAGGAAGGCGAGGCCGCGCCCCUCGUCGACUUCGAUCGCAAGUGGGCAGAACGGCAUCCCGAAGACGCCGAUAACAACAACAACACGUACUCGAGUUCCGGAACAGACGACUCAGACGCAGAUGAUGCCGACCAGGAAAUGGUCGAGUUCAAAGACGAAUUCGGACGUACCCGCCGCGCCACCCGCGCCGAAGCAGCCCGGUACGAGCGGCAGCGGCACCGCAGCGCCCUCGGCGCCGCCGAGCUAGAAAGCAUGGCGGCGAAACCCACCAAGGCGCCCGAGCGCCUGAUCUUCGGGGACGUGAUCCAAUCCGCCGCCUUCAACCCGGAAGACGACACGCGGACCAAGAUGGCGGACCUAGCCGCGAAGCGGGACAAGUCGCCCACGCCGCCGCCCGACGCGCACUUCGACGGGCGCGCCGAGAUCCGGACCAAGGGCGUCGGCUUCUACCAGUUCAGCCACGACGACGAGGACGCGCGCAGGCGGGAGAUGGAGGCGCUGGAGCGGGAGCGGGAUACUACGGAGCGGGUAAGGCGCGAGAGGGAGGAGCAGAAGGAGAAGCGGAGGAGGGAGAUCGAGGAGCGCCGGAGGAAGAUUGGCGCGAAGCGCGCGGAGAAGAUGGCGGAGAGCUUUUUGGAUGGGCUGGCGGGGGAGAUGGGGACGUCUGGUGCUGGUGCUGGUGGGAGUGGGAGUGAUGCUGGUGGGAAGAGGAAGGAGUCUGAGGAGGGGGGGCCGCAGAAGAGUACUACGUAGUUCGUGAUAGCUAGCACCGACGCUGACACGAAGGGUUGCUUUCUUCUACCUAGGUACCUAUCACUUAUCACGAAAAUACACAUAUUUUCGUAGCUGCGGACGACUACAUAACGCAAUAGCUACGGGGAAGGGAUACAUGUGUUACGGAAGAAUAAGGAUUAGUUUAAGAUUAGGAAUUUGAAUAUGAUACCCCCUUUUUAUCAUAACCCACCCAAGGUGCCUGAAGCAGCGUUAACAAACGAGCGUAAAAGUAUAGAUUGACUGAUAGUUAGACUUAUAAUAAGUAGUAUAUAAAUUAA